UUUAUUAUUUUAUCGGACUCACUUAUAUAUUUAAUAAAGACCAAAGACUUUUAUGAAGAUGUCAGAAAAAAACCAGAACUUUUAAAUCGGAUGGAUACAUCAAAUUUAUCACCUGAUCAUCCAUGUUACUCAGUAGAACGCAAAAAAGUUCCGGGGACAUUCACUGAUGAAUUAGCCGGUCUUACGAUGCAUGAGAUAAUUGCAUUGCGAUCAAAAUUGUACGGGUUCAGCAAAGAAAACAUUUAUAAGUCUCUGGAAACAGAAUGGAAUACAGAAGAAAAAAUAAAAGCUAAAGGUAUAAGAACUUAUGUAACUCAAAAACACAUGGUUCUUGACGACUUUAAAAGAUGUCUUUUCGAUGAUGACAGUGAUGAUGCAUACAGAGAGAAUAUAUCUAUACGAUCAUUCAAACAUCAAAUUUGUACCAUCAAAACAAUGAAAUUAGCACUAAACCGAAAUGAUGAUAAGAGGAUCAUACUUCAUGACAGAAUUCACACUUUAGCGAUUGGUCAUUAUAAAAUCAAAGAACUUCAAGAGGCAGGCGGAUUAUAAGAAUGCAAC
Messenger RNA from Adelges cooleyi (spruce gall adelgid), 561 nucleotides. RefSeq lists its product as uncharacterized. The annotation marks the transcript as partial. The transcript has 5 exons. NCBI's taxonomy places the organism in Eukaryota, Metazoa, Arthropoda, Insecta, Hemiptera, Adelgidae. The record is from RefSeq and is a predicted model, not a curated record.